Messenger RNA from Procambarus clarkii (red swamp crayfish), 3006 nucleotides. RefSeq names its product Actin-related protein 1 (gene Arp1). The record is from RefSeq and is a predicted model, not a curated record. NCBI's taxonomy places the organism in Eukaryota, Metazoa, Arthropoda, Malacostraca, Decapoda, Cambaridae.
GUGUGAAGGGUGGAGCCGGGAGCCCUCUGGUGGCGGAUCAGUCAAGCUCCGGGAGACAUUACUAGCAGCAGGGGCUCGGCCGCCCAUCUCUCUCAUCUCCCUCACCAUGGAGCCUUACGAAGUCUUAGUUAACCAGCCCGUCGUCAUAGAUAACGGCUCAGGUGUAAUUAAAGCAGGUUUUGCAGGUGACCAAACUCCAAAAUGUCACUUCCCAAAUUAUAUUGGCAGACCAAAACAUGUGCGUGUAAUGGCCGGAGCAUUGGAGGGAGACCUUUUUGUUGGCCCAAAGGCAGAGGAGCACCGUGGCCUCUUAUCUAUUAGAUAUCCAAUGGAGCAUGGAAUUGUAACAGACUGGAAUGAUAUGGAGAGGAUCUGGCAGUAUAUAUAUAGUAAAGACCAACUUCAAACAUUUGCUGAAGAGCAUCCUGUUUUACUUACAGAAGCCCCCCUUAACCCUCGAAAAAAUAGAGAAAAAGCAGCUGAAAUAUUUUUUGAAACUUUCAACGUUCCUGCUCUCUUCGUUUCCGUGCAGGCGGUCUUAAGUUUAUAUGCUACAGGACGAACAACGGGUGUUGUUUUAGACUCCGGUGACGGUGUAACGCACGCUGUUCCUAUUUACGAAGGCUUUGCCAUGCCUCAUUCAAUCAUGAGGGUAGAUAUUGCUGGUCGAGAUGUCACUCGUUACCUAAAGCUACUAUUAAGAAAAGAGGGACUAAGUUUGUAUACAACAGCAGAAUUUGAAGUUGUAAAAACAAUGAAGGAACGUGUUUGCUAUUUGGCUACCAAUCCUCAGCGGGAAGAGACUGUUGACACAGAGCGACUCUCGUAUCAGUUACCGGAUGGGUCAACAGUUGAGGUUGGCCAGGCACGUUUCCGUGCUCCAGAAGUUUUAUUCCAACCACAUCUUAUUGGAGACGAGAGCGAUGGUAUCCACGAAGUUCUUCUUUAUGCUAUACAUAAAUCAGAUAUGGAUCUACGCAAGCUUUUGUUCCAAAAUGUUGUCAUUUCUGGAGGAUCAACAUUAUUCAAAGGAUUUGGUGAUCGAUUGCUCUCGGAAGUAAAGAAGCUUGCACCUAAGGAUAUAAAGAUCAGGAUUUCCGCACCUGCAGAGCGACUCUAUUCUACAUGGAUUGGUGGUUCAAUUCUUGCUUCUUUAGACACUUUCAAGCGUAUGUGGGUCAGCAAACGUGAAUACGAUGAAGAUGGUGUUCGAGCAGUUCAUCGGAAGACUUUCUAAUUGUACAUUAAGUGUAGAAUAUGGCUAGUUAAGGCAGAGACUAUUAUUCAUGUUCGUUCCAUUUAAAUUGAAUUUGUUUUUAUUCUCAGAUUAUCAUUAAAAAAGGUAUUUAUUUUAAUACUUUACAAUUAAAACAAAAUUAAGACUAACUUAAAAUCCAUUGGUGUUUGAGAGUAUAAAAUGGAUAACGUGAGUUUUACGUUACUGUAUGGUGGUUGUAAAGAUUGAUACCGUGCAGAUACCGGUAAUGGCAGCAGGUUAGGUCACUGUGAGGCAUUUGUAUAUGUAUAUUUUUGCCAUGUGUGCGUGGAUUAUAAACAGAGAAAAUCAACCGAACCGUGUAAGGCAAGAUUUAUAAUAAAUUGUAAAGCAUAUCACAAGACAUGUAUUGAAUUUAAUAUUGCAUUCUGUUGUAUAUUUUCAAAAUAUAGGAUUUGUUAUCUCGAGCAUUGUCAUAUUGCACUAGAAUGGUUUUAGGUAGGCUAUGUGAACUGUAAUUUUGUGCAGCUUAUUUGUACUUUAGACAGUGGUACUCUGGUGACUGAAAGACGUAAAGUUGACGGCACAGUGACAGCCUGUCGUGGAUCUGAAUUGCCUUGAUGCAUGUGACGGAGGAUGGCUAUAUUCCACUUCAGUUUUAACUGACAGCAUUGCUUUGAGUUAAAAUUGUUUCAAGGUGUAUUUUAAGUGUAGUAGAUUUAACAGUAAGCUUUAAAUUUAAAAGUUACACGAUUUGUACUUAAUAUACAGGUAGUUCAUUGUUUUUAUGCAUAUGCAUACACUUUGCUAUUUAAAGUGAAGAUUAAGGUUGAAUGCAAAUGACAACAUCUACUAUUAAAAACUGAUCAUGGCUUCAUCUGCCAAAUGUGGUUGUGAGUCAAAUAUUAGCCUACCUGUGUAACUUUCCUAACUUCAACAACUAUGGAUGGAUAAUUCAAUAUUAUCCCUGUAAUUUCAUUACCAUUAGAAAGCAUUCCUUUGAUACUGUACCUCUAAAACUAAUCUUCCAUAUGGGGAACUUUAGUUAGUAUAGUAUGCAGUAUGAAUAACACCUUAAGGAUAAUAUUUCUUAACAGAUCUUAUUAAUUUUCUAUUGCUUCUGUGCCUUGAUAAUGAAAGAAAUCUAUUGCUUUUGUGAAACCAAAGUUAGUUUAAUUGUAGCACAGAUGAAUGUUGUAUUUUGCAUGAGCCUACUUAUGGUGAAUGCAAUAUCUUGAAUGGUAUUGGUAGCACCUUAUUUUGUUACUGCUUCAUUUCUUGUGCAGGUCUCGGUGUAACCGAGAAGUACAGUAGUUCCUUUAUGAACUUCAGUCAUCAUUAAGUAUCUUGGCCAUAAUUUGAGUCUUUCUGUCAACUUAAACAAUCCUAGAGUUAGUGUACAGCCAUUCAAACUGCUUUUGUCCAUGCAUUUGAUGAAUAAUGAGCUUUAACUAGAUAUUUUACUCGGUUUAUUUAUUGAAUUUUUAUUAUUAAAGUCCUAUUUUUUAGCAUUCGUAUAAGACUUCUAGCUAUGUACACAAUCAUUACAAGUUACAAAUUUAGGAUGAGAAUGUUGUAUAUUUUGUAAGAAUUUGCAUUGAGCAAGGGCUGUUCAGGGUCUGUAUUUUACAGGAAGCACAAUGUUAUUUACACCUUUAUCAAUCCACAGAUUUACCGUACUUGAUUUUUAUUUUUUUUUGGUAAGCUUCGUACUGCUGAAACUCUGGUGAAAUGGACAUUUCCAAUAUUUACAUUGAUUAUUUUGUAUUUAUAAUGAAGUCGAUAAUCAC